AUGCAGCGCAAAAAGGGUUCUGGGACCCCAAAGCAGCCUCUGCAAGAUCGCCAGAAAAGCCAGUCUGAUCUCUCUGCCUGGCGGAAAGGGGGGACAAUUGACCCUGAAAAAAGUGUCCAGGAUCAUCAAUCUCUCAAUGACCAGGAAGCUAAUAGCAAGCAAGACUCCCUUGAGCCAGCUUUGAGCUACUUUGCAAAAGUUCAAGACCACAUCUCACUGAAAAGGAAUAGUGCUCUGCAGAGACACUUGGCUACUGUGGAAAGCAUUGCCCUGCAAAGAGGGUUACCCCCUGAGGCAUUUGAUGUGUUGCUAAAUGCAGCACUCAGUGGCAAACUUGCUGAUACAGUGAAUACUCGUUUGCUGAAAAGCCUAAUUCCAGACUCAGUAAUACCAGAAACUUCUGUGGUUUCAUCUGUAUCUUGGCUCUGUGUCAGCAAAUGCUCAAGCAACAUCCAGGUGCUCUUUUUAAGAUGGCUGAUCACAUUUUUUGACUUCAUUGAUCACAAGGAAGAGCUUCAUGCCCUCUAUGGUUUCUUCUUUUACUUCCUGCAAGAUGAGAAGAUGUGCCCCUACGUCUGCCACGUACUCUACUUGCUCACCAGGAAGGAGAACGUCAAGCCUUUUCGGGUUAGGAGACUGCUUGACCUCCAAGCAAAAAUGGGAAUGAGAUCUCAUCUGCAGGCUCUACUAUCACUUUACAAGCUCUUUUGUCCUGAGCUGGUGACCAUAAUCCUUCCUGCAAAAACAAAGACUUACUUCAAGAAUGCAGAGGGCCCAUGGAAAGCAGCAAUCAAAACAAUAAGGCAAAGAAAGCAGAAAAACUCUCCAGUGCCCCAGCCACUGCUUUUAGGCACCGCUCAACCUCGGUCACGGAAAAGGAAAUGGAAUACCCAGUUGAUGAUUCCUGCAAGCAGUACAAAUAGAAAUCAUUUAGAAGAGGUCAGGCAAAAGAACAGUGAUUUGUACAGUACAGAUGAGUGUUUUCCAGUGGAGCAGCUGCAGACCUUUCCUCAGCUCCUACAGAAUAUCCACCAUCUAGAGUUUCCUUCCCGGAUGGGUUCAGUGUUAACAAACCCUUUGUUGCUUCACUACAUGAAUUGCAUCAAAGACGAAUCCGUUUACCUAAGGCUCUACUAUUGGUUGGGCCAGACUCUUCAGGAAGAAUGUACUUGGUGUGUGGCUGAUAAUAGCCAACAUGAAGAAGAAUUCAAGGACUUCCUGGAAACUCUCUGCAGUGCACAGUGUUUCUUGCAGGAGGGGCUGUCUCCCUGUGAAGAGUUCCUGUAUAGGAGCCUUCCUCUCUGGGAUGGCUUGUGCUGCCGAUCACAAAUCCUCAGACUUGUGAGCUGGAUCCCCCUCAACAGCUUCUCUGAAAUGAAGUCACAUCUCUACGAUCCCCUGGCACAGCUCUUCUUCACAUCAUCGCUUUACUUUAAGUGCAGUGUUCUUGAGAGCCUGAAAGGGCUGUUGCAGAACUGGUUAAAUUGGCAGAUGGUUCAUCUGGAUUCAGCAUCUGACUCUCGAAUCCAUUCUUUGAAUACAACCUUUUCUGGACUACUGAACAUGGUGGCUGAACUGAUCCACUUUGUUGGAAUGAUCUCUACUGUUGCACUGCGUUUGGAAAGCGAUCACACAUUCUUGCUGUACUUCAUCCUUGACUUCUAUGAGACUGUGUGUGACAUGUAUCUGAAGUACAAUCUGCCUUUGUUGAUAAUGCCUCCUGCUGGAGUUUUCUACCCAAUGCUCCUCAGCAUGGAUUCUGUCAGCUUGAAUCAGCUCUGCUACAUUAUGUACAGGUAUCGAACCAACUUGGUGGCUGCAAAAGAAAAUGAGCAGAGUAAAAAGGAAAUACAGCAAUUCAGGUUCAGCAACGAGACAUACAAAGAGUACAACCAGUACAUAACAGCUAUGGUGGGUUGUCUGUGGACAUCCAAUGCAUUCCAGAAGGAUAUUCAUCCUCAAGGUCUUCGUAUGGAUGACGAACUGCUGAACAAAACCGCAGUGGAGGAAUUCAGAACCAGCUUUAACAUUGUCUACCACCCAGCCAUGAUAGGCUAUGCUGUCCUCUUCCUGCAGCAGGCUUGUCCAGGUGAUAUCACCUUCAACUUCAAUUUAAUUAAGGUAAGAUUUCUUAACUGGUAUCUGGAAUACCUCUAUGCACAAGGUUUAGAGGGCCUGAAGGUCUUCAUUGAAAGCAGCAUCAAUCGUGUUUCCAAGGCCUCUCGGAAUGAAGCAGGAAAUAUGGAAAAGUGA
Molecule: messenger RNA, 2253 nt
Organism: Nestor notabilis (Kea)
Lineage: Eukaryota; Metazoa; Chordata; Aves; Psittaciformes; Psittacidae
Gene: CENPI
Product: centromere protein I
Exons: 20
Coding region: 1-2253 (750 amino acids)
Cellular component (GO): kinetochore
Source: RefSeq, a predicted model, not a curated record